CCGCGCGGGGCGGUGAGCGCUUCCUUGUCAAGAUGGCGGCUCCCUUGACUCUACUUUUGAUUGUAGCUGUUACGAUCCGCGCGGCUCUGUACAGAUCCAGUUUAGCGGACUUAAUAUCGGAGCGGGUCGAGGUGGUGUCUCCGUUAACGGCCUGGAAGAGAGUUGUUGAAGGUUUGGCUCUGCUCGACCUCGGAGUGUCACCGUACUCUGGAGAUGUUUUCCACGAGACUCCUCUCAUCAUUUACCUUUUCCACUUCGUGGUCGACUACGCAGAGGUCACGUUCAUGUUAGCCGAUGUGAUCACUGCUGUGGCGCUCUACAUGGCAGUGAUGGACUACAACAAACAAGUGUUCAGGAAGCAGAAGUUUGCUCUGGAGGCGGACCGUUACCCCCACGACUGUCUGGAGCUCAUCAGGACUCCUACAGAGAUGUACUACAUCCCUCUGAAGGUCGCCAUGUUCUACCUGUUGAACCCGUUCACCAUCCUGUCCUGCGUCGCCAAGUCAACCUGCGGCCUGAACAACGCCGUCAUCGCCCUCUUCAUUCUCUCCACGAUAAAAGGAAACGUCUUACUGAGCGCCGUGUUUCUGUCUUUGGCGACGUAUCAGUCCAUCUAUCCUCUGACUCUGUGCGCUCCGGCUCUGCUCUACCUCAUGCAGCGUCAGUACAUCCCGGUGAACUUCCGGCGAGCGAGUUUCUGGUGGUUCAUGGCUCAGUACGGCUUCAUGUACCUGGGCAGCCUCUCCGUCAUCGUCUGCCUCUCCUUCUUCCUGCUCGGCUCGUGGGACUACGUGCCGUCCGUCUACGGCUUCAUUCUCUCCGUGCCCGAUCUGACCCCAAACAUCGGCCUCUUCUGGUAUUUCUUCGCCGAGAUGUUCGAACACUUCCGCCUCUUCUUCCUCUGCGUAUUCCAGAUCAACGUCUUCUUCUACACCAUCCCGCUAUCCGUCAAACUCAAAGAGCACCCGGUGUUUCUGAUCUUCAUGCAGUUAGCCGUGAUCUCCAUCUUUAAGUCGUACCCCACAGUGGGAGACAUCGCGCUCUACAUGGCCUUCCUUCCUGUCUGGAGUCACCUGCACAGAUUCCUGAGGAACAUCUUCUUGGUGUCCUGCGUCCUGUUGGCGUGCUCCGCUCUGUUUCCCGUCCUCUGGCACCUCUGGAUCUACGCCGGCAGCGCCAACUCCAACUUCUACUACGCCAUCACGCUGCUCUUCAACGUGGCUCAGAUUCUGCUGGUGUCGGAUUAUUUCUACGCCUUCUUGAGGCGGGAGCAUCAUCUCACCUACGGCCUGUACCUGAAGAGGAAAGACGGCUCAGAGGCCACGCUGGUCCUGAAAUAAAACACCUGCUCUACCACACACACGCACACACAGACACACACACACACACACACACACACACACACACACACACACCUGUCUGACAGUCGGAGCAGAAACAAACAGCUGGAGGUCUGACGUAUCCUCAAAGGGAUCAAACACAGACUGAGGAGGGUCAAAGACCUUCAGAGACACGUCGGGACGCGCGUAUCCGAUAUGACGACUUACGCAAACCGUGAGUCACAACACGACAGACACCUGCAGAGCCGGGACGCAGACAUGUGCUCUCGUUUUACGGGGAUUCUUUUGAAGCCUUUUUCCUCCUGACAGACUCUCUAGCAGACGUUGGCCUUGCUCACUGGAAAGCUCCGCCCCCUCACACACUUUCUUCAUGUUGUUUUAUGUUUGUGUUGAAGCUGAUUUAUAAAAGACGGGACUGAGAGGGAAGUCAUGUUUUGAGGUUCUUAUGGAAGCCUAAAGAUGCUUGUUUGUCUCACCACUUCCUGCUGAGUUUUCAGUCUGCUCCUGAAUGGAGGAAUCCCAGAUUAUCCGUGUUUAAUCUCAGAUAAUGUUUAUAAACUCAGACAUCGUCCUGAUGAGCAGAAGCUUCAGGUGCCUGAAAACACGAUCGCUUGUCUAAAACAACUCAAACACUGACAGAGACAACAGUGAAUGUGUUUAAAAAACUAACGUCCAGGAUGUGUGGAGAGAAAGAUGGUGAAAAAGUCUGAUACUUUUAGGUACUACGUGUUUUCUCUAUGCUAUGCUAAGCUAACUAGCUUCUUCCUGGGCUACAUAUUUAACACAGAAACAUAAAGUGGUUUAAUCUUCUCGUCUUUGUUUCUGCUGUAACGAGCAUAACUACCAAAAACUUUGACUUCAACUGGAAAACUGAUGAUUUAUAAUGUUUGGACCGAGCCAGGCUAGCUGUUUCUCCUGUUUCCAGUUUUUAUGCUAAGCUAAGCUAAGCUAACUAGCUUCUUACUGGGCUACAUAUUUACCGUAGACACAUAAAAAUGGUCUUCACCUUCUCGUCUUUCUUUUUGGUUGGACUGGAAAACAAACGAUGGAAUUUAUAAUAUUUAGACUGAGCCAAGCUAGCAGUUUGAUGCUAUAACGUAUGCUAAGCUAACAAGCUGCUGCAUGUACAUUCAAAUUUAACAUGAGAGAUAUCAGUCACCCAUUUGGAGACAUAUGUUUUUCCCAAAGACGGCCAAUGACCAAUGUGACACAAAAAGCAGCAAUAACACCUCCUGAUUCAACACUAACCAUGCUACAUGCUGACAGCCUACCGUUUUAGCUUUAGGCUAACAAGAAACCUCAACAUCCUUUUUUUGCUUUACAGUAAAUAUUAAAAUACACAAUUGAUUAAAAAUGUCUUUCUAUAAGGGAUAUGAGAAUGUUUUGUUCUCUUGGCCGUUUUGGACGCCCCUCGGUUUGCCAGAUAUGAGAGCAGUUAUCAGGUCAACAGGUGUUGCAGCGAUGGAAGCGGGCGAGAGAACUGGUUCAGAUAGAAGUGAUUGUACCCGACCUAAAAAGCCUCUGCAUGUUUCUAAUAAGCUCCACGAGCAGAAACGUGCUCAAACUAGGAUCAAUAUUGGAGAUGCUUUUGAAAAAUGGAGAGAGGUUAGAACGCAGAAAGGUUUACAGACCGAUGCAGAGCUGGAUAAACACUGAAGCUUCAGUGUCCACCACAUGGUGACCUGAGUGAGCAUGGACUAUAGAGAGGAAGGGGGGGGAGACAGCGUUCUACAAUGUUUAGAAUGUGGACUGCAGUACCCAUCUUCAACACUAGGGGGUCAGAGUUACAGAUUGCUCCUUUAAGUUUUUAUUUCGUUCUUAAUUUUUGCCUUAAACUGCCUCCCAAAUGUUGCGACUCUCGUAUGAAGAUUAAUGAAUCCUUUUGUUAUGAUAUGAAGUCUACAGAUUAAUGUUUUCGUUCCUCUGAUGAUUUGAGCGAAAAAACUAAUGUCUGAAUUAAAGAGCCAAACAUUCAUUAAAGUGUAAAACUGGGAAUAGAAGAACUAUCAGACACUUAUAAUCUUUAUUCGGUUUAAGUUUAUUUUCAAACUUAAUCCAUGAUUUUUUACACGGUUUCCAUUUGAACCAUUUGUGAUAUUUAUUUAUUUGCAGCACUAAAUACUUUUCAGAGAGUUUUUGUUUCUGUUAUUUUUUAAAUCUUUGUUUGUGGGGGAGAAGAAGCUCUUCUGUUCUCUUUUGAUAUGUCUGUACAUAUUUCAGGUGUUUGGUUUGAAAGGGCUGACGUGAUAUUUAAUGAAUGAGUGAACAUGUUCUACAUCAUGAUUAUUAAACUUCAGGUGUUCAUUAUUUCUGUCUGUUUGUAAGAUUUCAUCUACAAAGAUCUUCUAUUAAAACCUGAGAUGAAAGACCUGACAUGAAAUCCUGCAGAGACUCUGAAGUCCCAAAAGGUUUUUAAAAAAGGAUCUUGUGUGCACAAGCAUCUUUGAAAAAUAAAUUCACUAACACACA
Molecule: messenger RNA, 3809 nt
Organism: Labrus mixtus (cuckoo wrasse)
Lineage: Eukaryota; Metazoa; Chordata; Actinopteri; Labriformes; Labridae
Gene: pigu
Product: phosphatidylinositol glycan anchor biosynthesis, class U
Exons: 12
Coding region: 33-1340 (435 amino acids)
Biological process (GO): protein localization to cell surface; attachment of GPI anchor to protein
Cellular component (GO): GPI-anchor transamidase complex; membrane
Source: RefSeq, a predicted model, not a curated record